AAUUCCUCUCUUAACAAGAAAAGCACAAUCCCCACUUACAUAAAUCUCUCUUCACUCUUCACUCUUCCUCCUCGAUCACCAACUUCAAAUGUUCUAAGUGUUUUCAACCAAGAAAGGAAAUUUUUUUUCUUCAAUCAUGAGAGUAGGGCUUUGCUCUGUGCCUCAGGCUCUAACGGCCGAGGCUGGUGGCAUUGUGAAGCAAGCCGUGAGUUUCGCCAGGCGGCGAGGCCACGCGCAAGUCACGCCUCUGCAUGUUGCCAGCGCCAUGCUUGCUUCUCCUGCUGGUCUUCUUCGAAGAGCGUGUCUUCAAUCUCACUCUCACCCUCUUCAGUGCAAGGCGUUAGAGUUUUGCUUUAAUGUUGCUCUCAAUCGCCUCCCUGCCUCUACUUCAAGCCCUCUUUUGGGCCCUCACUCUCCUCGCCCUUCGCUUUCCAACGCACUCGUCGCCGCCUUCAAGCGUGCGCAGGCUUACCAACGCCGCGGCUCAAUAGAAAACCAGCAACAACCGAUCUUAGCUUUGAAAAUUGAGAUAGAACAGCUCAUUAUUUCCAUUUUAGACGACCCAAGUGUCAAUAGAGUCAUGAGAGAAGCUGGCUUUUCCAGCAGUCAAGUCAAAACCAAGGUAGAAGAAGAUGUUUCUUUAGAUAUUUGUUCUCAAAGUCCACCAGUCAGUAGUCUACAGUCUAAAGAAAACACUAGACUUCCUCAAAUUCUUGGUCCUAGCAUGUCCCAAUCCUUAUCUUUUUCUCAAUUUGGAGUCAUGAAACCCAUCAAACCUCUUCAAGAUGAAGCUAAAAAUGAUAAGGUGAUGACUGUUUUGUGCACAUUAGUUAACAAAAGAAGAAACACUGUGAUUGUGGGGGGUUGUUUAGCUACCACCGAGGGAAUAAUUAGAGGGAUUGUUGAGAAAUUCGAGAGAGGACAAGUUCCUGGGGAUUUAAGAUAUGCACGGUUCAUUAGUCUUCCACUUUUCUCUUUGAGGAAUUCCUCUAAGGAAGAGGUAGAACAGAAGCUGGUGGAGAUUAGGUGUCUGGUGAAAAGCUAUAUAGGUAGAGGGGUUGUUUUAUAUUUAGGUGAUCUCAAAUGGGUGGCCGAGUUUUGGUCAACUUACGGUGAACAAAGAAGAAACUAUUAUUCUUCUGUGGAGUUCAUAAUUAUGGAGCUUAAAAGAUUGGUGUGUGAAACCAGAGAAAGUGAAAGAGUUUGGCUUUUGGGGAUGGCAACUUUUCAGACUUACAUGAGAUGCAAAACAGGCCAUCCUUCUCUUGAAACAAUGUGGGAAUUCCAUCCUCUAACUAUUCAUGGUGGAAGCUUAAGUUUAAGUCUCAACCUUGAAAGUGAUUCUCCAAGAACAAAAACCCUUGAAGGUGGAGUUGAUAAUUAUCAUUUCAAUUCAGGUUUCAACAGGGAAGCUCAAAAGAAAGACUCAACCUUGCCUUCAUGGCUCCAGCAAUACAAAGAAGAAAGCAGAAAAAAUGCCAUUAUUGAUCAGGAAUGUGUUGACAGUCCAGUGCCAAAACGUGCAAAGUAUUCUGAGAAAGUCCUUGAUUUCUCUUCCUCUUCGCCCUCUUCCGUUUCAAUCUCUUCAUGGCCCCUCUUUUCCAAGCCCAAACGGGUGCCAAAAGAGCACCAGUUCUGGGUAUCUGAAACCAGCGAAGAAGGCUACGAAAGCAGCUUAAGAAACCACCCAAAACCAGACCUUUUAUCCAAUCCCAACUCCAGCCCAAACUCAGCUUCUUCAAGCGAGCUUGUGGUUGAGGAAGAUAACGAUGUCCUCAACAUGUUCAAAGUUCUCAACGAUGCAAACUUGAAGAUCCUUUGCGAUGCGUUGGAGAGAAAAAUUCCAUGGCAGAAAGAAAUAGUUCAGGAAAUCGCAACUACCAUUCUUCAAUGCAGGUCGAAACAAAACAGCUCGAAAGAGUGUUGCAGAGACGAUAAAGAAGACACUUGGCUGUUGUUUUCGGGAGCUGAUUCUCAGGCCAAAGAAAAGGUCGCCAGGGAGAUAGCUAAACUUGUUUUCGGGUCUCAAAACAAAUUCACUUCAAUUGGGCUGAGCAAUUUCUCCUCUUCAAGAACUCAAAAUUGCAACUAUUUGGAGAGAUUCGGGUUGGCAUUGAAUGAGAAUCCUCAUCGUGUGUUCUUCAUGGAGGAUAUCGAACAAGUUGACGAAUUCUCUCAGAAGGGUUUAAAGGAAGCGAUUGAAAGUGGAAACAUAACUCUUCCUGGCGGUGAAAUUUUUCCUCUGAAAGACGCCAUUAUCAUUUUCAGUUGCCAUAACGUGAAGAUCAUGAGUACUUCAUCGUCGAAAGCGAGUUCCUCUCCAAUUAGAAAGCCAAAGGAUGAUCACCAAGAUUACGAGGACAACGAUACCAAUAAUUUGAAGGAGAAGAAAAGCUCAAGUAUCUCAUUGGACUUAAACAUUGCCAUUAACGUCGAAGACGAAGAUCACAAUAAUGAAGCAACGGGUGACAUAGUUAGACUUGUGGAGUCUCUGGAUAGGCAAAUCAUAUUCAAAAUUCAAGAACUGUGAUAAUUUCUUCAUCAUUGUCCAUGUUUUUUUAAUUCUGUGGGGAUUUUUUUUUUAAUUUUUUUGGAUUGUAGAACAGUAGAAGUGUGGGGAGGGGGUAAAAGAAUUAAUGCAAAACUAACAGGAGGCGAAAAAGACAUUGGUAUACUAAAACAAAAUGCAUGAUUCAUGGUGGGGGGUUACAGUAAGUUUAGCUUUUUAUGUCGAUGUUCAGCAAUGUGUAUAUUUAAUCAGUGUAAUGUAACUUUGAUGUUCCUGUAAACCCUAGAAUCUCAUCCAAAGUUAAGGUACAACCAGCAACAGCAGUACAACAAAA
Messenger RNA from Mangifera indica (mango), 2843 nucleotides. Its product is annotated as protein SMAX1-LIKE 3-like. Bases 137 to 2530 code for a protein of 797 amino acids. NCBI's taxonomy places the organism in Eukaryota, Viridiplantae, Streptophyta, Magnoliopsida, Sapindales, Anacardiaceae. The transcript has 3 exons. The record is from RefSeq and is a predicted model, not a curated record.